Messenger RNA from Enterobius vermicularis (human pinworm), 1257 nucleotides. NCBI's taxonomy places the organism in Eukaryota, Metazoa, Nematoda, Chromadorea, Rhabditida, Oxyuridae. The record is from the annotation of a GenBank genome assembly.
AUGGCUGAAAAUGAUGUGCUAAGUUUUUAUGAUGAAGAAUCUCCUUCAUGCAGUGAGCGUGAUGUUGGUUUAAAUUUCCAGUAUGAAUGGCUUGUUAAAGUUUGUAAGAGGCCAAUUGGAAAUGGCGAGUAUGCAAUUUUAAAUGUAUCACCUGCGUUCAGCACUGCUUACAAUGGAAUACAGUUCACAUGGACACUAAGACUGAAUGCAGACUGUCUGGCUCAUGAUUAUUUAGAUGGAGGCAGCAAUGGCGUCAAUGUGUUUUUGUAUUAUAAAGAUGGACCAGCACAGGACGUCUCUAUACUUGAUGGAAAAAUUACAUUAAUGGAUAAGAAAGGGAAAAUUAUUUUUUCCGACCUGAAGAUUCCUGAAAGUGAAUGGACUCGAGGUAGUGGAUGGCCUGCAGUAACGGCUACAGAAGACCAUCGUGCGAUUUCUGCAUUCUUAAAUGAUAACGUUAACUCUAUAAUUAGAAUAGCGGUUAACAUCAGGAUGUCAGCUGCUGUUUUUUCUCCACUUCACUAUUUUCCACAGCUAGACACUGCUGGUACAAGAUUAGAAGACGCUUGUAGGAAGUAUCUUUGUGAUGUUGGGAUUGAUCCAUCUAUAGUUCCAGACUCUGACAUCGUUCUCAACGAGCCUGACGUUUUUGCAAUACAUCGUUUGAUUUUCAAUCACGGAUGUAACCAUUUGGAGCAAGCGCUCAAUUCAACUUAUGACAAAAAGAAGAUUCAUAACGUUUUUGCGCACAUUUAUUUUACUGAGUGUGUAAUGCAGUCUGUUGAGGGCUUUACUGAUUUCAUUAGAGUAAUUGAGGGAUUGCGUUAUCAUAAUGUAACUGGACUCAUACGGGAAGCUGAACGUUUUAUUUGUAGGAAGCUUGUUUCUUGUCGUAAGGAUACGGGCACCGUGAAGAAGAUGCUGCUUCUUGCCGAAAGAUAUCAGAUGCCCGUAUUGAAAAUGAUGUGCGCAGGGAUUCUUGCAGAUCAUAUUAUCGAAUAUACUGACUCUGCGCGACGGUUCGAUGUAAUAACCAAAGAGAUGAAGCUGAUAGCUAAACAAAUAGACGCCGACGACUCAUUUUCUGACGAAAAUAAAAAUAAUGACAUCAUGGUCGAGAGCGUGGUCGAAGAACUUAAAUUGCUUGCUAAAAGGAUGCGACGAGUUUCAGUGUCCAGGUCAUCGUCUACAACAAGUACGAAGUCUUCGAGAUCUAAUUCUCCCUCGUCACAUUCUCCUUUACAUAUUUGUCAGUAA